AUGAAGACCUCACUAUACUCGUCGGCUCUGGCCCUCCUCUUCAUCUCCGCCUGCCGCGCCGCGCCGGCUCAGCAGACGCUGAACGACGGCAGCUCACUGAAGUACGGUACCGUCUAUGGUGGUCAGCUCUCCUACGACUCCUCAGGAGUCAUCAAAUACCCCUGCGCUGACCCUAAGGUCGCCAUUGGCACCUGCUACUCAUUUCAACUUUCCGCCAACCCGAAAGCUAACCUCGACACCAACCACCUCGACUCCCCGCGUCAGCGCAACGAGUUCCGCGUACCGUGGGCGGUGGCGGGGGAGAAGCACACGUAUGGGUGGAAGAUGUACUUGUACGGGAGCACGGGCACGGGCUCGACGUUCUUCCACUUGAUGCAGGUGUUCGACGAUACGACGGGGAUGCCGGUGGUCACUCUUGAUGCAAGGAAUGGUCAGGUGGGCAUUGAGAGUCAGACGCUUUGCCAGUCGCAGCCUUCCUCCGGUGGAGGCCUGCUGGGUCUUGGCGGCGGUGGGAGCAGUGGCAGCAGCUGCCCGAGCAUUCCGCUCUCGCAAUUUGUCGAUCGGACGACGCUGCAUUCUAUGAGUAUCACAUACGGCCAGCAAGGCUCGAUCAUAUACACGGUCACUGACGCUGCGACUAAGCAGACGUUACUGACGUACAGCGCGAAGGGCGCGCUUGGGUCCAGCAAGACUGCUGCCAAGUUCGGAACCUACCGCGCGACCUACCAGGGGGAAACUGCCGUCAUGGCUGGCGUCGGUGACUACACCCAUUCGUAA
Molecule: messenger RNA, 777 nt
Organism: Schizophyllum commune H4-8
Lineage: Eukaryota; Fungi; Basidiomycota; Agaricomycetes; Agaricales; Schizophyllaceae
Exons: 5
Coding region: 1-777 (258 amino acids)
Source: RefSeq, a predicted model, not a curated record